AUGUCCAGCUCGUCGACCCACCAGUGGACCAUCAUCCUCGUCUUGACCGCCAUUCUGCUGUCCCUCGUGGUGACCUUCCAGGUGCUCUCCAAAUACGGCGCUGCCUACUUUGCGGCGCCCAAGGAGAUCUCGACUUUUAUUGACUCGAUCGACUCUUCAAUACAGGAGAACGAGAGCUAUGACAGCGAUGUCGCCAAGGUGCCCCGCCUCGAGGAGAAGCUCCGCCUGAGCCGUCUGCUACGGGAGAUACAGAAAGGCGGCGACGACUUGCGAGAGUGCCUCAACGGCCUGCUGCUGUCAGAGGAGGACACACGCCCCAAGAUGAGCGCGAGGAUACUGUGGGCGUCCAAGAGGGCCGAUCUUGAAGAGAGGUUACGCAGACUCGAUCUGCUGCGCAUGCGCUUCCUCGUCAUCUACAUGAGCAUUGUCGCGGCCACCACCACCGCGGCUGCCGAGAAGGUCGAGAAGAGCGCAUCGCCCAAGGACCCGGAGAAGGCAGCGCACCACCCUCCCGCGAGGCAACACUCAAUGCCUGCGGGACUGAUGGAGGGCAUCAAGCGCAAACCGCCUCUGCGCAGGCUCACGACGCAGGCCAUGGGUCAUCACGACUCUUCUGAAGGAGGCCACCGCAGGGGUUGGGCUGGCGUGGUCCAGGAGCUGCAGAUGUCGCCUCUCAUGCACAAGCGGCAUGCCUCCAUCGAGAUGGCCAUGGCUCAGCCGCCACAGACGCCCUGA
Thyridium curvatum is the source of this 735-nucleotide messenger RNA. RefSeq lists its product as uncharacterized. The coding region runs from base 1 to 735 and encodes 244 amino acids. The transcript has a single exon. Lineage: Eukaryota; Fungi; Ascomycota; Sordariomycetes; Thyridiales; Thyridiaceae. The record is from RefSeq and is a predicted model, not a curated record.